Molecule: messenger RNA, 1756 nt
Organism: Pomacea canaliculata
Lineage: Eukaryota; Metazoa; Mollusca; Gastropoda; Architaenioglossa; Ampullariidae
Product: CD109 antigen-like
Exons: 10
Coding region: 131-1366 (411 amino acids)
Cellular component (GO): extracellular region
Source: RefSeq, a predicted model, not a curated record
UUUUGCACGAGCUAUAACUUUGAUCAGAGACAUAGACAUAAGCAUCCUGGAGAGUGCUGUCCAGUUUCUGUUCUCACGCCAGACAAAGGAAGGGUCAUUCCAGGAACUCGGCCGUGUCAUCCAUACAGAGAUGCAGGGAGGAUCUGCCUCAGGGGAUCCCUUAACAGUGUAUGUUGUCCAGUGUCUUCUGGAAGCCAAGAAGUAUGGAAUAAAAAUUGAUGGAGAAAAGCUGGGUCGGAGUCUUCAAUUUGUGAAAAGCAAAAUAAAUUCUGGCAGUAUGAAAGGGAAAGUAUUCAUCUCUGCUCUAUCAGCUUACACACUGGCACUGGACAACUCAGAGAGGAACGCAGAGACAAUAGCCAGUCUUCUUCAGGACAUCAUUGAUACGGGUGCUCCAUGGCAACAGACAAAAGGAAGCAGUAGACAGGAGGACAUGGUGUACCAUCAGUCAGGCCCUGGCGAUAUCGAGAUUACAUCCUAUGUUCUGCUGACUUACAACAUAUUGAAACAGUUUUCCAAAGGCCGUGAGCUCCUUUUGUGGCUGCAGAGAAACCAAAACGGCAUUGGCGGAUUUUCCUCAACUCAGGAUACUGUUUUAGGGCUGCAGGCAAUGUCGGAAUUCUCUGUCAACUUCAGAGAUGCUGUUCCUGGUGGCUCCGUGGUGAUCACUCCAAUUUUACCUGGAGGCCAGAGAGGAUUGCCACAAACCCUGGUAGUUGAUGCACACAACUCUGACUUGGUACAGUAUUAUGAGCUACCGGAUGACACAGUGGGCGUUCUGGCAAGGGCGACAGGGGCCAACAACAGCCUAAUUGUCAUUCAGGUGAAGUGGACAUUUUACACACCAGCAGACUUAAAGACACCAUCAAACACUGAUGGCAGCCUGGAGAAUGAUGGAAACCUUAUCAUCACAUCCUCUACGACAGCAGACAAAGUGCGCAAGGACCUGUAUAAUGUUGAUGCAUGCAUUAAACCAGGACAGGGCCUCACUUACAGUCAGAUGACACUAGUAAUAAUUGAGCCACCCUCUGGACUGCAGCUUGAUGACUUUGAGAAGGUGAAGCAGGACAAUCCAGACUGCUUUAUGGAGAAGAAAGACGAUCAGGUUGUCUGCUAUCUCCACAGUCCCAAGCAGAUGUGCUUGAGUGUUGAUCUUCAGGAAGUGGUGAAAGUAGAGAACAGAAAACCUGCUGCAGCUCGUGUCAUUGCAUACUACCAGCCUAGCGUCCAAGCGGAAGCACCUGUUGCCAUACCUGCUCCAGGUGUUGCAUGCACUGGUGACUGUUCCACCAGCUUUGCUGUACAGACCAGUUCAAGUUUUGUCUUGCUUGUGUGUAUUCUUCUCUCCUUGAUGACAGACCUGUAACUAUUUUGAUAUUUCAAUUAUUAUUAAUGAAAAGGACACUUAAAUGUUGAUGUAUAGGUAAAUUCUGUAUUAUUUUGCGUUGUAUAAAAUUUCAGAUUUUCCAGAAACUAUCAGAUAAUAAAAGCUGCCUUUAACUGAGUAGCAGAUAAUAAUAAUUAUUUUGUCAAAUACUUUGUAUUACUACACUGACAUAACAGAUAUACAAUAUAUGUGACUCCUAUACAGCAGACAGAUGUAUUGAUUCACCUAUUCAAUUAUUUCAUUCCACAUCAAUAAAAAGAACACUUAAAUGUACAUAUAUGACGUAUAGGGAAAUUCUGUGUUAUUAGUUGUGUAAAAAAUUUCAGAUUUUCCAGACUCUAUCAGACAAUAAAAUUUGCCUCUAAUUGG